CAAAAUCAAAAAACUGUGCUUCCAAGCGCAUGCCGGAGAAGGCAAGAUCCGUAAUUUGCACACCCGAAGGUGCUGCCGUAUGCUAUGCGACGCGUGAAUCUCAUCGAUGCUCAUCCCAUGUUUUCAACUGUUGCUUGGCCGUUAAAACCAAAUACGAAAGAACAUCAUGCUAUCGCAGCUUUCUGUGGAAAGAGGAAAUGCUGCCGAUGUGAGAGCUACCUCCGAGCGGUGAGUCACAAAUUUAUAUACAUGCAGAAGUACACGGUGGUUUUCCGGUAGACUACAGUGCAGACUAACGACGGUCGCAGGUUGCGUGCUCCUGUAAAGCUGUCUGUGAAGGAACAGAUUCCGUCUGUUUGAGCAGUAGACAGAUGGGGCGACGUCGGUAGAGAAAAAAGACUGCUUGAACGAAGUCGCUGCUGAAGUAACUGUAAGGGUAGUGUGUUUUUUAUUAUUACAUUACAUCGUGGUUCUAUGUAUUUUCAUGCAUGCGGAGGUUGGGCAGGUUAUUCCGAGACGCGGUCAUUCUUCGAACCAUUGAGGCAUCAAAUACAGAGGGGUAUUUAUUGUCACAAAGAGUGUACACAGCUAUUCUAGCUGUAGAAUGAGACAGAUCAAGCUGCACACCGAAACCGCUCUAUAUGGAAAAAAGUUCUGGGUUUUCUCGACCCUGCCAGGGUGAAGUCAACAUGUGUUUCAACCAACCCGGUGGUGAUUCCGACAGUCAAUAUGGAACAACAUGCCACGGCGCCCAGAUUAUGCUGCGGCACCUCACAGAAUUGGACGGCCUCGUUUUUUCGAAUGGCAAGUCUCUUCAUCAAAAAGCGAAAGCGGUCGUCUGCGGAAAGCGGCUUGGCGAUUGGCCACGGAUCCUUGUGCCGCGGGAGAGAGGCGCCAGCCUAUCUGCAAUUUUCUGCACAUUGGUCUCCGACUCCGUUGCUGCGACUACGGAAACAGCUUUAUUUCCUGCCACACAUCCACGCACCCGACACUGCGGCUUUCUGCAACAUUCCAGCAACGAAAAACCCGUCCGUCCAUCAACGCUCGCUGCGUGGACGCUCAUACCCGCAGUUGGUGGUCAGAAUGCCCUGCGUGUAUACAUGUCUUGUCAAGGAAACGAAUGUGUCAUGACUGUCUUGCCAUGUCUUUGCUCGCUUGGACGCAUAAGACUAUCUUUUCUCUUGCUACUUGUCUCUGAAAGUUACUGUCUUUGGCAAACCGUGCCUUUCCUUCUGGCUGCGGGAACCUUUGUGUAGGUAGUCGUUGAGACGUAAGUCGGAUGCCACGCCCAUCUCGUCUUGCCUCUCUUGUCUCCGACUUUUCUGGUGGAUCGUAGCAAUUGUUUUCCUCGAUUCUCGACGACGUCCCGUUCACCGCCACUGCGAAACCGACUCCAUCGCACCGUGGGCCCAGACUUGCACUUUUGUUGUGCAGUCGCUGCAAGCUAAGCGCAGCGUGUUUUGGCCGCCUGUUCAUUUGUCUGCCGACCUCCUGCGAGUCAAGAGCCAACAAGGGGCUGACGUCUUGUCUCUCCCUUGUUCUGGUUCCUGUUCUGGCUGCAUCUCGUUCGGCUUACAACGAUGUAUUAGAACAAGGCCUGACCCCAAAGGGGGGUGGGGUGUUUUUGUGCCCGCUCUCAACGCUCGACGGACUUGUUGUAUAGCCAUCCUCGUGGGAACAAACCACACGUGUUUCCGCCUCCCUUGUCCCUUCGGACUUUUUUCUUGAGGCGUUUGCAUCGACCCAGUUCCCGGUAGACUCCCGUCCAGGCGCCCGAGCCCCUCGCACAUUUCCCCAGGAACGGUCUGCGUUUCCCGUCUUUCAUCUGCUUCAA
Messenger RNA from Toxoplasma gondii ME49, 1834 nucleotides. RefSeq lists its product as hypothetical. The coding region runs from base 642 to 1256 and encodes 204 amino acids. The transcript is spliced from 5 exons. NCBI's taxonomy places the organism in Eukaryota, Apicomplexa, Conoidasida, Eucoccidiorida, Sarcocystidae. The record is from RefSeq and is a predicted model, not a curated record.